Sipha flava (yellow sugarcane aphid) is the source of this 1823-nucleotide messenger RNA. RefSeq names its product protein CLP1 homolog (gene cbc). Bases 359 to 1651 code for a protein of 430 amino acids. The transcript has 9 exons. The record is from RefSeq and is a predicted model, not a curated record. Gene Ontology annotation, molecular function: polynucleotide 5'-hydroxyl-kinase activity. Gene Ontology annotation, cellular component: nucleus; mRNA cleavage factor complex. NCBI's taxonomy places the organism in Eukaryota, Metazoa, Arthropoda, Insecta, Hemiptera, Aphididae. Gene Ontology annotation, biological process: tRNA splicing, via endonucleolytic cleavage and ligation.
AAUGAUAACAGCAUUAAUGACUUCCUACGUCGUUGCGUACUUUCGUGAUAGUGCUUGUAGUUCGUUAGGUUUAUUGUUUGUUUAUUUUAUGAUAGCCGGCGAAAGUUCUUCUUAGUUGUAUUAUUAAUGAAUUAUGAACCUUUUAAGUAAAUUAUUUUUGUUAGACAGUUGAUUAAAUAUUAAGUAUGCUAGUUAAACAUUUUCACUUACCUAAGAAGUUGCUCGUUCCUAAUACUUUCUAUCAUUGAACUACCUUAGUGUUGAUAAAAGUCAUUUCAUUUUUUAAUUAUCUCUGAUAAUUUCUUCAUCAUCAUUAUUUUUAGUACUUAUUUGUAAAUUUAUCGAUCCAAACACAACCAUGUCAGAGAGUGUAGAAGUUCAAAUCGAAGACCAAGAAUUUACAUUGGAAUCUGAUAAUGAAUUAAGAUUCGAAGUUGAAAAUAAAAAUGAAACUGUUGUUCUGGAAUUAAAAACUGGACUUGCAGAAAUUUUUGGAACUGAAUUAGUGAAAGGUAAAUCCUAUACAUUCUAUUUUGGUGCUAAAAUUGCAGUUUUUACAUGGCAGGGGUGUACAUUAAAACUACGCGGAAAGAAAGGAAUUAGUUAUAUAUCUAAAGAAACACCCAUGAUGUUUUAUUUAAAUUGCCAUGCGUCACUUGAACAACUUCGAGUCAAGUCAGAAAAAGAAAAUAUUCGAGGACCAGUUACUAUGGUGGUUGGGCCAACUGACGUUGGUAAAUCUACUCUUUGUAGAAUACUGCUUAACUAUAGUGCACGAAUGAAUGCUCUUGGCCGUAGACCUAUCUAUGUAGACUUAGAUCCUGGCCAGGGACAAAUAUCCAUUCCAGGAACAGUUGGUGCAGUUAUGGUUGAAAGGCCAGCAGAAAUAGGAGAAUGCUUUUCCCAAGCAGCCCCACUAGUUUACCAUUUUGGACACACAAAUAUGAGUAUUAACACGACUUUGUACAACACUUUAAUUUCUCGUAUGGCAGAAGUUAUUCAUCAGCGAAUGGAUGAAAAUCCAAGAAUUAACUGUUCGGGAAUAAUUAUCAACACAUGCGGAUGGGUAAAAGGCAAAGGUUACCAACAUUUAACGCACAUUGCACUUGCUUUUGAAGUAGAUGUCAUUCUUGUUCUUGAUCAAGAACGUUUGUAUAAUGAAUUAGUGAGGGAUAUGCCAGGAUUUGUUAAAGUUGUUCUUUUACCAAAAAGUGGUGGAGUAGUUGAACGAAGUAAUAAGUUUAGAUCGGAAAGUAGAGAAGCAAGUAUUCGUGAAUACUUUUAUGGUUCUCCUAGGAAUGUCCUACAUCCUCAUACCUGUGAAGUUAGAUUUUCUGAUAUUAAAGUCUAUAGAAUUGGAGCACCACCUAUUCCAAAUACAUUGAUGCCAUUAGACAUGCAAAAAACUGAUUUAGAAACUAAACUUGAACCAGUCACUCCAGGGUUAAACAUGAUGCAUCAUAUGUUGGCUUUAAGUUUUAGUACAUCAGUUGAAGAAGAUGUUGUCAGGACUAGUGUAGCAGGUUUUGUUUGUGUAACAAAUGUUGACAUUUCUCGACAAAUGUUGACUUUAUUAUCACCUCAACCGAAACCUCUUCCUGAAACAAUUUAUCUUUUGUCAGACGUACAGUUCAUGGACAGCAAUUCUUAAAUAUUGUGUUUAAAAUGCAUUGAGAAAAUAAUCUCAUAUAAUGUGUAUCGUGUCAUGUGGUUCCAAGCACAUAAUCAAAUGUUCAAAACUAUUGUUGUAUCAGUUAAUUUUAUAUUGGAGAUAUGUUGACACACUUUAAUAUCAUAAAUAUAACUUGAUGUUUAAUUAUUCA